This is a messenger RNA of Gossypium raimondii (Peruvian cotton), 1931 nucleotides long. RefSeq names its product aspartic proteinase 36. Gene Ontology annotation, biological process: proteolysis. The record is from RefSeq and is a predicted model, not a curated record. NCBI's taxonomy places the organism in Eukaryota, Viridiplantae, Streptophyta, Magnoliopsida, Malvales, Malvaceae. Gene Ontology annotation, molecular function: aspartic-type endopeptidase activity. The transcript has 11 exons. The coding region runs from base 262 to 1788 and encodes 508 amino acids.
UUGAAAACCUGUUGUGUUGGUGUUUCCUUUUUAGCUUUCCCUCAAGCUAUAGAAUCCUCUAUGUUCUCAUCUCUCCCAAGUACUUCUCUUCCAUUUAUCUUCCUUCUUCUUUUCUAGUUUUACACAAACCCUUUUUUCCCCUUCCAAAUUUCCUAUCUUUAUUUGUUUUAUUUUAGAGAGAAAUAAUUUUGUUGAAAGAACAAAGAGCCAAAGACAUAGAUAGUUACUCCAGAGAUUUUGUAAGAGAAGAGCAAGGAGAAAAUGGCGGCGGUUUUUCCCACCUGGAUUUUGAUAGCGGCCUUGCUUUUUGAGGCUGCAGUGGUUAUGGGUAGUUUUCCUGCAACUUUGAAGCUAGAGAGAAAAAUUCCUCUGGCGAGUCAUGAGUUGGAGCUGAGUCAACUCAGAGAACGAGAUAGACUCAGGCACGGAAGGUUGUUGCAGUCUUCCUCUGGUGGCGUUGUGGAUUUUCCUGUUAUGGGGACCUAUGAUCCAUUUCUUGUUGGGUUAUAUUAUACAAAAGUACAAUUAGGGUCACCUCCAAGGGAAUUUUAUGUACAGGUUGAUACUGGAAGUGAUGUUUUAUGGAUAGGGUGCAAUUCCUGCAAUGGUUGUCCUCAAUCUAGUGGACUUCAAAUUCAGCUUAAUUUGUAUGAUCCGGGAAGCUCAUCAACAGCUUCAUUAGUCUCAUGUUCAGACCAAAGAUGCAGUGCAGGUCUCCAAUCAUCGGAUUCCGGCUGUUCGGCUCAGAGCAAUCAAUGCAGUUACACAUUUCAGUAUGGAGAUGGUAGUGGAACAUCAGGCUAUUAUGUAGCGGACUUGUUGCAUUUUAAUUCAAUUCUUGAAGGAUCUGUGAUUACUAAUUCUACAGCACCCAUUAUGUUUGGGUGUAGCGUGUUGCAGACCGGGGACUUGACAAAGUCCGAUAGAGCUGUUGAUGGAAUAUUUGGAUUUGGGCAGCAGAGUUUAUCUGUAAUCUCUCAACUUUCAUCACAGGGAAUAACUCCCAAAGUUUUUUCCCACUGCUUAAAAGGAAGUAAUAGUGGUGGGGGUAUACUUGUUUUUGGCGAGAUUUUGGAGCCGAAUAUGGUUUACACUCCACUUGUCCGAUCACAGCCUCACUAUAAUCUUGAUCUGCGGAGCAUUUCAGUUGGUGGACAAGUUUUAUCAAUAAACCCAUCAGUGUUUUCUACAUCAAACAACCAAGGAACAAUAGUUGAUUCUGGGACAACGUUAGCAUACCUAGCUGAUGAAGCUUAUGAUGCUUUCAUGAGUGCUAUCACAAAUGCUGUUUCACAAACCGUGCGCCCUAUUCUUUCCAAAGGAAAUCAAUGCUACCUUAUAACCUCCAGUGUCAACGACAUAUUCCCUCAAGUUAGUCUGAACUUUGCUGGUGGUGCAUCCAUGAUUUUAAAUCCGCAAGACUAUCUUGUACAGCAGAAUUCUAUCUUCCAAAGUGGAAGUAUAUUGAGACAAGCCCUAAAACCUAACGGUGGUUCUGCAAGUUGGUGCAUAGGCUUUCAGAAAAUUCAGGGUCAAAGGAUAACAAUUUUAGGAGAUCUUGUUCUAAAAGACAAAAUCUUUGUAUAUGAUUUGGUGAAUCAACGGAUCGGAUGGACCAACUAUGACUGUUCAAUGUCGGUCAAUGUCUCAACAAAUAUCAACACAGGAAGAACUGAAUUUGUCAACGCGGGGCAGAUGAGCAAUGAUGGUUCAUCGCGGGAUCAAGUACGGGGCAUGCUAGCUUUACUUCUACCUAUAAUCAUGCUUACCGGUCUACUGUUCUUGUAGCAUAUCCUGUAAGGAUUCCGCCAUGUAAAAUUACAGGUUUCAGGGGUUUACUGUGAUUGAGUGUAGUGUAAAUUACAUUCAUACAUGUUCUUUUGUGGCAGUAAAUUUAAUUUAUACUAGCCUUCUUGCAUUUGUUACUUUAA